AAAAUGUAUUCAUUUUAAUGUAGGUAAUACACGUUUCGCAAGUGUAUUGCUAAUGUUAGCUACUCAGCUAGCAAGCGUUUGAAGCUCGACCAAUCAGCAUUAGGAAAACACUUGAAACGCAGGCGCACUAUGAAUUCUGUAAGAGAAUAGAACAGCGAGUGCUUCAGAAGCUAAUGCCUGCUUGCCAACAUGCAACUGUCAGAUAAAGUAAUUUCGGCUGUUUCAGAUUAUCCUGAAUUAUACAACAUAACGUUGAACUCGUACAAGGAUUCACAGAGAAAGGCAAGGGCAUGGAGGGCUGUAAGUCUGCAAGUGGAAUUGCCUGUGGAUGAUUGCCGGAAGAAAUGGAAGAACCUGAGGGACACUUUCAUCAGAUUCAAGCGGGCUGAGCAACAGAGGAAAGCCUCUGGGGAGCCGGAGAGUCACAAGAAGACCUGGAUGCACAGUAGGAGAAUGUCUUUCCUCACCCCUUUCAUCCAGUCCAAGGGCUGGCAAGGAGAUGCUGCAGAGGACUUGGAGGAGAGGGGUGAGGACUUGGAGGAGAGGGGUGAGGACUUGGAGGAGAGGGGUGAGGACUUGGAGGAGAGCGAUGAGGACUUGGAGGAGAGCGGGGAGGAUGAAGUGGAGAAGGAGAGAAACGGGGAAACUGCCACAAAAGAUGUAGAUGAUAAAUCCGCCUUCAUCAUCCAUGAGAUUGAGGGGGACCAGGCAGACAGCGAGGGUGCUGCCUCUCCUGACACUGCAUUGGGAUCCAAUGGGCCCGGCCAAAAGAGGAGGUGGCAGGGGGAUGGGAUGGAGGACAUAGAGGACGAGAUGUUUUUCUUCAGUUUGCUUCCAUAUCUUAGGAAGCUUCCCCAUAAAAAGAAGAGUGCUGUAAAACUGAAAAUUCACCAACUUCUACAUGAAGCAUUGUUCCAGUAACACAAUAGGAGUCAUAUGUUGUUUGGCAGCAAAGGUGGAAAGUCCAGUAUCCCUAUUCGGGAAAACGUUGAUCUGUUUAUGCUAACAAACAUUUCAGUUGAGUUUAACUUUUAACAUGUUGAUGGACAAGUUAGCCAAUAAUCAUACUCCUCACUCAUGUGACAGUGGAACAACAUUCCUAUAUUCUAAUUUUGUUUUUGUCCUCAAUGUAUUAGCGUGGCCUCUGCUUUGUCCAAAGUGAUUUAUUAAGAACUACAAAUGAUGGAUGAUUAUAGAUGUGUGAUUCAUGCUGCCCUUUUAUAACUGGCCUGUGAGCAGUUUGGUCUUUUUUAAUGCGCUAACAUAUUUGUCAGUCAGUCAACAAGUUCAACUCAUCAGAAAAGUAUGGGCAUGGCCAAACUGGCAUAUCUGAUUUUAUCUGGAACCAUGAUUUCCAUAUUUUCUGUAUGGCAGUAAUGGUGAUGAUGUAUCCACUAUUUAGAAAAUGGGAAUCUGUUUUCACUGACAAAAAGUUCAAUGAGUUUAACUUCAAUUUUUUUUUACAGACAAACAGAUAUGAAUCCAGUUAGUGAUAUCAACCUGUCAUCCCGCAAAAAAGCUCAGGAAACAGUUCAGUGGUGCAAUUAUAUAACUUUCCAAAACACUUUUGACUUCUCAUGACAGGGCAGGAAGAUAACACAGUGAAGCUGGACUCAUGCUUAUACUAGCCAGUUUAAUCGUCUACGCCUGCUUUGUCUGCAAUGCUCUUUUUGAACAAGCAUGUGACUGGCUCACUGAUUCAAGGGAACGAGGAAAACAUCAGAAUAAAUAUGCUCAUGGAUUAAAUUAAGAAUGUUACCUCCUGUAUCCCUGAAUUGAAAUCACUGGUUGACAGCAAGUAUUGAAAAGUGGUUGUUAGACAUUACAAGAAAAUCUUACAGCAGUAACUGGUGACCAUGUUGAAUGCUAUCCUUUGGCGGUUUCUAAAGAUUCUGGACAUGGUACACACUGCUCAUGUCUACACGGACCAAUUAGAAAAAGGUUUUACUUGGAAAAUUCAUCCUGUGCUAAUUUGGUCUGCAUUCUCAAUAGAUCAAUGUGGCCUUUUUCCUUAAAAAACAACUGACUGAUGAGGACGCAUCAUUUCCGUUGUCCACCAGUGUAAGACUCCCAUUUGAGGAAGCUUGGAUGCAGAUAUAUGAAUUAACAGCCUAGUUUUGGCCAGCAUGGUCCCAGGGUAAUAUAUGACAGUAUAUGUACAUUUUUGACAGCUGAAUUAAUGUGCUACAUUGUUAUGAUACGUUACAAUGUAACGUGUAUCAAUGUGCUACUAAAAUGUAAAAAAAAAUGCGAAAACGUAUAUCACAUUAUGAAUGCUGCUAAAACUUGUGGCUGGCCUAACAAAUAUAAUGUAACAUCUUUUGAAUUUGUCUAUUACAUAUAAUAUCUUACAUAUUCCCCUGAGUCCAACCUGUUUGACUAUGUUUUGUUCUGUUACCAACUAUUGUUUUAUACUCACAGUUUGAUAUUAUGCCUGUUGUUUAUGGUUAUUGCGAAGUCAAUUGUUGACAAAUAAAUACUUCUGACAAUUA
Molecule: messenger RNA, 2492 nt
Organism: Esox lucius (northern pike)
Lineage: Eukaryota; Metazoa; Chordata; Actinopteri; Esociformes; Esocidae
Exons: 2
Coding region: 190-921 (243 amino acids)
Biological process (GO): regulation of transcription by RNA polymerase II
Cellular component (GO): transcription regulator complex; nucleus
Molecular function (GO): DNA binding
Source: RefSeq, a predicted model, not a curated record